AUGGACGAGAAGAAGCCCGCCGUGCCUGACGAGCCCGUUGCCGGCAAGAAGAGUGGCAAGGAGAACAGGCGAAACAGCAAAGCUCCAGCCACAAAUACAGACACCAGCCAUAUGCUUAGUCAGCCAGACGCCACAGCUCCCAAGCCGAAGCGUGUCCGAAAGCGGAAAGACGACGACGACAAGGCGAAGACGAAGAAAGAGAAGAACUCGACCGGCGACAAGGCCGCGGGAGGGAAAGACGGCGAGUCGAAGCCCAGGCGACAGCGCAACAGCAAUGUCAAGGCCGCAGAGAGCUCUGAUGCCACCGUCACAGCCGCAUCGCGAAAGAAGGCGAAGCUGGAGCAUAAAGCUGAUGAAUCUACAACGACGACAGCAUCAACACCUUCUGCAACGCCGCGACAGGCAAAGAUCACAGACAUGGUCCCCAUGAACUCAACUCCGACUGCGCACCCACAGCAGCAGCAGCUCCAGCAGCACCAGUUCAGCCAGCAUGCCCCGCAGACAUCCUCUGCGCAGCAGCCAUCACCACAGGCCUUCCCGUCGCAAAGUGUCUCGCAGCUUUCUCCGCCACCAUCAACCCUUCUUCCGGCGUCCUAUCCAUCGCGAAAUGGUUCCUACGAAGCUGGCGCACCCAUCACCUCCCCUUACACCUAUCAGCCACCCAACAGCAACUCCAACAGCAACAGCCAUCAUGGGCCCCCUCCGCAGGUGGCCCCUCCUCAGGCCCGGCCUGCCUCCCUUCCACGCUCCAGCGGACAGAACUACGACCCCAUCCGCUCGGCCAUUGAGAGCAGCUCCUCUGUCUCUACUCCUGCAAUGACUGCUAUGAAACCGGCACCAGCUCACACGUCCUUCAGUCCACCACCGAAUACUGUCACACCACCACCUCGACCGACUGCUGCUACUCCGUUUCGUGCCAGUGCUUCGCCAGCUAUAUCCAGCAUCAUCGAUCCUCCCGUGGUCCAUAGUACGCCCACUGUCGUCAUCCCGCACCCCGUAGCCGCUACCUCAGACAACAAACCCACUCCUUCGCCUACCCACCUCUCUGCAAAUGGCGCCACAGAUUCUUCCAAACCAACCGCUCACCCCUUAACUCAGUCUAGAUCCCAAGACUCAAACGCAAUGGACGUUGAUUCCAAACCAACCAGCUCGAAACCCGGCCCCAAGAAGGCCACCGCUUCGUCUGCCGGUAACCCUUCCUCCGGCACUCAAUCUCCCAAACCCACAGCCGCCCGCAACAAAGAGCCUCCCCGCCCCCUCCCUUCCACCGGUUCCGGAUUACUUUCCAACGCCCUUUUUGGAGUUGAUACCAGCUCAUCGUCAGACACCAAAUCCCUCCCGAACAUCAUCUUACAUAUCCCGCUAAAGGGCCAAUCGAAUUUGGUCAUAAACUUCGCCCGACUGGCUGAGGAACAGUAUGGUUUUGAUGCUCUACAUCCACGUAUAGCCGCACAAAAAGAACGUCGUGCACGACUAGCCGCUGCCAGCGCCGUUCUGGAGAAAUCUGAGCGUGCUGGCCGAGGAGAAAGCGGUGCUGAAGACGAUCUCUCACUAGACGCAGAUCGCGAUAGCGAUGGCGACGGUGACAUCAACAUGUCUGGCAUGGGUACCAACACACCAACUAUGAACGGCACAGCAACUGACGAAACCGCUGCCGCUGGUGCUCCUCCCGCUGCUCCCAACGUCAACGCAGACGGCAAAAAGACUCGUCGGCGCAAGAUCGAAGAAUACGAUCGCGACGACCCAUUCGUUGACGACAGCGAAUUGAUUUGGGAAGAACAGGCUGCGGCAUGCAAGGAUGGAUUUUUCGUUUACUCAGGACUUUUGGUUCAGGAAGGUGACAAGGUUUCUGUUGAGAAAGCUGAUGGAACCACUAAACGCGGCCGUGGACGCCGUGGUGGAGCAAGCGGCACAACUCAUGGAAACUCAGGCACAUCCUCCCGCGGCCGUGGCGGACACGCGGGCAGCAGCGCCACUACGCAUCAUCCAAACGGCGAUGGAGCCACUGCCGGUAAAUCAGGAACUGGACGCGGAGGCGCCAGGAAACCACGCAUUACCAAGGCUGACCGACUACAGAUGGAGAAAGAAAAAGUUGAGAGAGAGAAGUUGGCAAUUGGCCUUUCUGGGAAGACAGCUGCGAAGUAA
Molecule: messenger RNA, 2145 nt
Organism: Arthroderma uncinatum
Lineage: Eukaryota; Fungi; Ascomycota; Eurotiomycetes; Onygenales; Arthrodermataceae
Exons: 2
Coding region: 1-2145 (714 amino acids)
Source: RefSeq, a predicted model, not a curated record